This is a messenger RNA of Artibeus jamaicensis (Jamaican fruit-eating bat), 4707 nucleotides long. RefSeq names its product SMAD family member 3 (gene SMAD3). The transcript is spliced from 10 exons. Gene Ontology annotation, biological process: transforming growth factor beta receptor signaling pathway; BMP signaling pathway; anatomical structure morphogenesis. NCBI's taxonomy places the organism in Eukaryota, Metazoa, Chordata, Mammalia, Chiroptera, Phyllostomidae. The record is from RefSeq and is a predicted model, not a curated record. Bases 535 to 1812 code for a protein of 425 amino acids. Gene Ontology annotation, molecular function: RNA polymerase II cis-regulatory region sequence-specific DNA binding; DNA-binding transcription factor activity, RNA polymerase II-specific; I-SMAD binding. Gene Ontology annotation, cellular component: heteromeric SMAD protein complex.
GAUUUGCAUGAAACACAGACUGGAAGCGGGCGGGAGCGGGAGCUGGAGCGCGGCGCACUGCCCAGGCCGGCCCGCGGAGCGAGCGAGCGAGCGGUGAAGGAGGAGGGUGGCCAGGGGCGAGGCUGCCGAGGCGGAGGGAUCUGCGCAUCAAAGCGAUCGAGGCGAGCAAAGUUUGGCUGGGGGUUGGACUUUCCUUCCUGGAGGCGGCACCCAAACAGCCACCCGGUGCGGAAACCCAAACUUUCUUCUGCCACUCCGAGGCUCGCGGCCGCCGCCUCCGCCCCGCGUUCGGGGCCUGCCCGACCCGGUGCUGCCGUGGUCCGCCCGCCGGCUUCCCCCGCCGCCCUUCUCUCUGCCGUGAGAGCCCCGUAGGCUGCAGCGCCGCGGCCUGGCUCGGAGCACCGGCAAGUUCGCCGAGAGUUGAAACGACGAAGUUCGGGCAGCCCCGGCCCAGCUCCUCUUUGCGCCCCCGGCGUCCCGCCGCGCCCAGCCCCGCCGGGGGCGUCCCUCGGCGCCCGCGUGCCCUCCCCAGCCAUGUCGUCCAUCCUGCCCUUCACCCCCCCGAUCGUGAAGCGCCUGCUGGGCUGGAAGAAGGGCGAGCAGAACGGGCAGGAGGAGAAGUGGUGUGAGAAGGCGGUCAAGAGUUUGGUCAAGAAGCUCAAGAAGACGGGGCAGCUGGACGAGCUGGAGAAGGCCAUCACCACGCAGAACGUCAACACCAAGUGCAUCACCAUCCCCAGGUCCCUGGAUGGCCGGCUGCAGGUGUCCCAUCGGAAGGGGCUCCCCCAUGUCAUCUACUGCCGCCUGUGGCGAUGGCCUGACCUGCACAGCCACCAUGAGCUGCGGGCCAUGGAGCUGUGUGAGUUCGCUUUCAACAUGAAGAAGGACGAGGUCUGCGUGAAUCCCUACCACUACCAAAGGGUAGAGACCCCAGUUCUACCUCCUGUGUUGGUGCCACGCCACACAGAGAUCCCGGCCGAGUUCCCCCCGCUGGACGACUACAGCCAUUCCAUCCCCGAAAACACUAACUUCCCCGCGGGCAUCGAGCCGCAGAGCAAUAUUCCAGAAACCCCACCCCCUGGCUACCUGAGUGAAGAUGGAGAGACCAGUGACCACCAGAUGAACCACAGCAUGGAUGCAGGUUCUCCAAACCUAUCCCCGAAUCCGAUGUCCCCAGCACACAGUAACCUGGACCUGCAGCCUGUCACCUACUGCGAGCCAGCCUUCUGGUGCUCCAUCUCCUACUAUGAGCUGAACCAGCGCGUCGGGGAGACAUUCCACGCCUCGCAGCCAUCCAUGACCGUGGACGGCUUCACCGACCCCUCCAACUCCGAGCGCUUCUGCCUAGGGCUGCUCUCCAACGUCAACAGGAACGCGGCCGUGGAGCUCACGCGGAGGCACAUCGGGCGGGGCGUGCGGCUGUACUACAUCGGAGGGGAGGUCUUCGCAGAGUGCCUCAGCGACAGCGCUAUCUUCGUGCAGUCCCCCAACUGUAACCAGCGCUACGGCUGGCACCCGGCCACUGUCUGCAAGAUCCCACCAGGGUGCAACCUGAAGAUCUUCAACAACCAGGAGUUCGCCGCCCUCCUGGCCCAGUCUGUCAACCAGGGCUUCGAGGCCGUCUACCAGCUGACGCGCAUGUGCACCAUCCGCAUGAGCUUUGUCAAAGGCUGGGGAGCAGAGUACAGGAGACAGACAGUGACCAGCACCCCCUGCUGGAUUGAGCUGCACCUGAAUGGGCCUUUGCAGUGGCUUGACAAGGUCCUCACCCAGAUGGGCUCCCCAAGCAUCCGUUGUUCCAGUGUGUCUUAGAGACAUGGGGAAAAAUAAAGGGAUUUCCUAUGGAAGUCCUGUCUUAACUCCAGGUGAAGGGAAGAAAGUGUGUACUUUUGGCAGGUUACUAACCUCAAAUGUGAUGACAUUUCUGACGCUAUAUGGAGAUGCUGGGGGCUUCCUGGUGCCUCACCUGCAGGACCCUGUGCCUCUGAAGCUCCAGCCUUGAAAUUUCCAGGUAGGAGAGCUGCUCGCCAAGUCUCCCGAGGACACAGAAGGAGGCAGGAGGAACACCUGGCCAGGCCUGUGCUAGUCUUCUCACAGGACCAUUGACACAGAAUACAGAGACCAAGCAAAAGGCCUCAAUCCCCCCGAGGACCCAACACUGUGUCUGAAGUUUGUGCCCAGUGUGAACCCGUCUGUGGACUGCUGCUUACAGACACAGGAAGCCAUGAGAACCUCCUGGAUGUGCGCCCGCACCCCGGCUCAGGCCCGAGACUUGGUACGCAUGAUUCCACGUGGCCUCUCCUGAUAGCGAUGGGCAGCGGUUUCUGAGGGCCUGCGUUUGCCACCUGGUCCCUGCUCCCGCAGCACACAGCUGUCCUCCAGGUACUCGGCAACUAGCUUCAGGUACAGCCCAAUUCUGGCGAUCCAGUGGUCGCAUGUGGCUACAUUUAGAUGGUGUCUUAGAACCCGCAAUGCUUUGUUUUCUGAAAGCUACUUACUUGGUCCUUUUUCUCUAUAGACUAGACUGCUGAUGGAGGCAGUGUGAGGAAAACGUAGGUAAGCCCACUUUUGGCACCAUGGGAAAUAAAUUUGGUCUUACCUACAGGUUAGGACCUGGCGGCACCAUCCCCAUCCACUGAGGCUGCGUAGGUGCCCUGGGGCAUGUGUGAUAUUAGUGUCCUUUGUCACAAAACUAGCUUUAUUUUUUAAACCAUGUUGUAUGAAAGGCAUUUAUACAGCUUAAAACUUUUUUAAAGGACAGCUGAAAGGGGCACGAGGAAGUAAGGGCAGUUCUAGAGGGGACAGUAGCUGUUGGACAGUGAUUUUAAGUGUGCUUGUCCAGGCUACCCACGACGCGUGCGCUGUCCCCUGCCAUGGGCUCCCUCCCCAGUCGCCUUCACCCUGCAACCCAGAGUAGUGGGCCCUGGGGCUCACUCCGUCCUCCACGGCCUCAGCACCUUCCCUGGGAGCCAACCUGUAGUCCCUUUCCUCCCCUCCCCCAUGUCCCCCUUCCAAACUUUAUUUAGUAACUUAGGUCCUUCCAGCGUAAACGUAGGUAGCCACCCCAGCAGGUUCCGGUUUCAGGCCUGUGCUGGAACAUCAUCUCAGUUGGCCACCUUCCUGGCAGGCUGUAGGAGAUCUGACAUUUUGAGACAAGCCUAGAGUCAGGAGCGGGGACUUUGACUCUUAGGAAGAACACACAUGAGGGCAAGGCUGCUGGCAGACUUCUCCAUUGUCCUUAUGUUGUCUGUGUUGUAUUUUUUUUACUGACCGUGAUUAUUUUUUUAAAAUCAUUGUUAAUGUAUUGGAAUGAGCUGUAGCACGCAUCUUGUGCUUAGUUUGUUUUGUUUUUUUCUCCAUGUCCCCUUGGCUUCCUAGAGUUUGGACAUAUUCCAGGGCUAAAUGCUUUUACUCAGAACUGCAGAAAAAGGUUUUCUUUAAGUAGUGUGUGCAUGUGGAGCAUGCAAAUGAGCAGCCUGGGGAGAAGACAGGCAUCUGAUUUCACCGUCGCCCCAAGCUGCCAUCUCUGCGCUCAGCUCUCCCAACGUGUCUCUGGCGGGGCAGCGCUCACAGGCCACUCUCCAGUCCUUAAGGGGAGGGAGGGAAAGGAAUCUGCAGGCUGCUCCGGGGCCUGUUAACCAGGGGUUACCAGUAGCAAGAAAGGGCACGAGUUCAAUUCUGGACCUCGUGUCUUACUGUGUGACUUCAAGUGGCAGAGCUGGGAGUUUCCCCAAAAUCCACAUGUCCCCACUUUCUUAGAAGAAAACCUCAACUUAACACAGCUAAGUUGUACCAUUUUUCUUUGUGUGGCAUAAAUGUUCCCUUCUAGAACCCCUUCAAGUAACACUCUUCAAAGUGUAUGUCAGCCUUUUAAAGAGUAUCAGCUACUUCUCAAGUGGGUGGGAGAGUAGCAGAAUUCACAUAGGGGACGACGGGGUCAGAAAUGCAGAGGCGGCGCCUCUGACAGAGGCUGGCAGUCGGUGGGGGUGACCUGAUGUCCAGGCAGCGCCGCAGAAACAGAACUCGCCGAUCAUGUAAACUGGAUCGAGAAAUUCUCAGUGAUUCUGUGAUUCAUUUUCUCUUUUGUGCUCAAGUAGUGUACAUUCUCGCAUCCUGGUGUUUUAUAUUUAUGUAAUGAUUUCUUAAACCCAUUCAAGACAGACAACUAUUUAAAUUUUUUUUGAAGAAACUUGGAAAGGUCUCUCCUCCCAAGGACAGUGGCUGGGAAGAGCGGGAGGCACAGCCAGUUCUGAAUGUGGGUUGAGGGCAGAGGCUUUUCUGGCUCGGCGUCCAGACACACCAGCCCAGGCUCGCCAAUCACGUCGCAACGUGUGACAACAGGCAGCUCCGAGUCCUCUCCCUUCCCAGGGCGAGAACGUUACGCGGAGGGCCGGGGCCUCCUUUCUCCAAGACGCCUUCACUCACUCUCAGCCCUGCAACUGGGCUGUUCUGAUGGGGGCCCUUGAUGCAGAAUAGAACACGCACGAUGCUGAUUGCCUUCACGUCUCGGCCAGCCUAGCCUGACUGUUUAAUGCCUUGUAAAAAGCACGUAUGUAUUUAUAGUGGUUUAGAUUUUUCUAACUUUUGUAUCUUAAGAGCAGAGCACCCGUUGAAGCGUUGUACUAUUGUUCAAGAUCUGUGUCCUCUCUGUCCUUCUCUUACCCCUGUAAGUGCCCUUCUAAUAAACUUCUUGUUGAGAAGCUCCUG